Messenger RNA from Drosophila albomicans, 665 nucleotides. Its product is annotated as apidaecins type 73-like. The transcript is spliced from 2 exons. Bases 33 to 440 code for a protein of 135 amino acids. The record is from RefSeq and is a predicted model, not a curated record. Lineage: Eukaryota; Metazoa; Arthropoda; Insecta; Diptera; Drosophilidae.
UACAACAAUCUCGUUUUGGCAAGCUAAGAAGAAUGAAGUUCGCAAUCACUUUGCUACUGCUCUCGAUCUGCGCUCUGGCCGUUGUCUCCGGCCAUGACAAGCCUCCAUAUCUACCACGUCCAACGUUCCGUCCGUACUCCCGAGCUGUGAGAGAAGCUGAUCCUGGACACGACAAGCCACCAUAUCUACCACGCCCGACGUUCCGCCCUGUUGCUCGAGUAGUUCGUGAAGCGGAUCCCGGACACGAUAAGCCCCCAUAUCUUCCACGCCCGACGUUCCGCCCUGUUGCCCGAGUAGUUCGCGAAGCUGAUCCUGGACACGACAAGCCACCAUAUCUUCCUCGUCCUACCUUCAGGCCAGUUCGAGUAGUUCGUGAAGCGGAUCCUGGACACGAUAAGCCACCAUAUCUUCCUCGCCCCACUUUCCGGCCUGUUUCGUAAGGUGUUACCAGAACCUAACUCAACAUCGAUUUACUACAUAAAUAUUUAAUGUUGGAUCUGGGCAAUUAUAAAUAUUACGAAUAUUUAGGAAUAUUUAAAUUUAAAAGGAAAUAAAGAACAUCAAUAUUUAAAAUCAAAAGUAAAAUUGCUAACUCAAAAACACGAAGAGAGUAAUGACCACCUCAAGGUUUAAUGCAAAUAAAUAUCAGCUGCACUAAUUUCAAA